Messenger RNA from Cyphellophora attinorum, 885 nucleotides. RefSeq lists its product as uncharacterized. NCBI's taxonomy places the organism in Eukaryota, Fungi, Ascomycota, Eurotiomycetes, Chaetothyriales, Cyphellophoraceae. The transcript has 3 exons. The record is from RefSeq and is a predicted model, not a curated record. The coding region runs from base 1 to 885 and encodes 294 amino acids.
AUGGAGCAGCCAGAGACGUUAAUCGUCUUCCUACUCCUCGACGAUAAGGGCAACAUCAAAGCGGGUCUCCUCCUACGGUUCUUUAUCGGUGCGCACACUACUACAGAGACCAUCGUCGAUGUCGUCAAGGAUUACUACAGUAUCCAUGAUAGUCAUGGUGUCAAAUUUCAAGAUCCACGGGGCAAUAUCCUCACUGCUUCGUACGAGGGCCUGAGCCACGGUGUCACAGUCUGUGUCAGGACUGUGUCUUGCCCAGAGCAUGGCAUACCCGACCACUUAUACAGUCAGCACUAUCGCUAUCAUCUUACCAACAACAUCAUGCUUUGCCAUGCAGGCUCAUGCCCUCCUAAGCCCGACGAUACUGCUACAACACCAGCAGCGCACUCGACCAGUCUGACCCACCUCGCGAAAAGCAGGUUCAUCACUGCUCCAAAGCAUUCCAGCAUGGAUCUCGCCAGGGCUAGCGCCAGCACCCACCGCCACGCCCGCCCACCCUCGGGCAUCAUCAAGAGCAUACCAGCAGCACCUACACUGCCCCGACCUACGAAGAAGAGAGUAAUGGUCUUGUACGACGGCAAUAGGCGACUUACCGAAGACGAGAUGGUGGGGGAUCGCGCGAACGAGAACGAGACUGGGUCUUUACCGGAUUCAAGCACGAAUUCAGUUAAGACACGUGACAACGAUAAGGAACUUGAGAAUCGACUCACUCGCAUUGAAGAUGGCCUCGUCAGUCUUCAGACAAAGGUGGACAAGAUGUUUGAUCGUCUUGACACAACGAUGGAGAAGAUCCUCGAUAUGCUUGAUGCCAAUACUGCUGCUCUGAGGAACCUGAACGGCAGGAAAAGCGAAAGGAAGAGUACCAACGACCCGUACCUGUCGAUGUGA